AUGUCUCUUGAAUUACAUGAUCUUCAAUUUACCCCGCCAGAAGUUAUCGCCGCACGCAUCUCCGCCACCCGUAAGUCAUUCCUCGAGCACAAGACCCGCAAUGUUGAAUUCCGCCUUUUCCAGCUCCGCAAGCUCUACUGGGCGAUUAAAGAUCAUGAGGAAGAGAUCAUCCUCUCUUGUGCCCAGGACCUACACAAGCCGCGCUUCGAGGUUGAGGUUAUCGAGAGCGGCUGGCUACUGAAUGACAUUGCUUUCACCACCAGACAGCUACACAAGUGGUUGAAGGACGAGAAAGCCUCCGACAUUGACCUCUUUUCCAAGCUCAUGAGCCCUAAGAUUCGUAAGGAUCCACUGGGCUGUGUAUUGGUGAUCGGUGCAUUCAAUUUCCCGUUUCAGCUAACCUUAGGCCCUGCUAUUGGCGCUAUUGCUGCUGGUAAUACCGUUAUCAUCAAGCCCUCUGAGAACGCACCCCGUAGCGCCGUUGUCAUUCAAAAGAUCUGCGAGGGAUCCCUCGACCCUUGCUGCUAUUCUGUGGUCCAAGGUGGCGUUAUUGAGACGCAGAAUCUUCUAUCAGAGCGCUGGGAUAAGAUAUUUUUUACAGGAGGUGCUAACGUCGGCCGCAUCGUCGCCAAGGCAGCUGCACAUUACUUAACUCCAGUGGUACUCGAACUAGGUGGCAUGAACCCAGCCAUUGUCACCAAAACUGCUGACCCCCGGCUUGUUGCGCGCCGCUUGCUUUGGGGCAAGACCUUGAAUGCAGGCCAGGUCUGUAUGUCACAGAAUUUCCUACUUGUCGAUCAAUGUCUUGUAUCUCAAGUGGCAGAUGAGUUCAAGAGGGCAUAUAAGGAAUUUUAUCCUAUGGGUGCCAAGGAGUCCCCUGACUACGCGCGUAUCGUCAACAUAAAGCAGUUCCGGCGCCUUAAAGCAAUGCUGGAUGACAGCAAAGGAAAGAUUCUGCUUGGAGGUGCUAUGGACGAGAGCGAGCUCUUUAUUGAGCCCACAGUCGUUCAGAUUACUUCCGGAAAAGACUCUUUAUGCACCCAGGAAAGCUUUGGACCUAUCAUUCCGAUUUUGCCCUUUGAGAACUUGGAUCAGGCUAUCAGAAUCGCUAAUGACAUCCGGAGCACCCCGCUGGGGCUCUACCCAUUUGGCUCCAAAUCCGACGUUUCGAAGAUCAUCACGUCCACUCGCUCUGGUGGUGUUUCUUGCAAUGACGCCGCUCUGCAUAUUCCCACCCUGCCCUUCGGUGGCGUAGGGGAGAGUGGCUACGGCGCCUACCGCGGUCGCUCCUCCUUCGACGUCUGGGUGCACCGGCGGCCCAUCACCAGAAGCCCCGGCUGGCUCGAGUCUGUUCUUGCUAUUCGUUACCCGCCAUACGCUGGUAAGCUGAACAAGUUCAAGGCCACCAAUAGUCUAAAGCCAGACUUCGAUCGCACCUGUCAUAAAAAGACUAAGCUUGGCUGGCUGCGUUUCAUAUUGGUGCUCGGUGGCCGUGCCCCUGUCGCUGCCAAACUCCAGGGUUUCGACCAAUAUUACAUCCCAGGAUAA
Penicillium cataractarum is the source of this 1548-nucleotide messenger RNA. RefSeq names its product aldehyde dehydrogenase family protein. Gene Ontology annotation, biological process: aldehyde metabolic process. The transcript is spliced from 4 exons. Gene Ontology annotation, cellular component: cytoplasm. The record is from RefSeq and is a predicted model, not a curated record. Bases 1 to 1548 code for a protein of 515 amino acids. Gene Ontology annotation, molecular function: aldehyde dehydrogenase (NAD+) activity. NCBI's taxonomy places the organism in Eukaryota, Fungi, Ascomycota, Eurotiomycetes, Eurotiales, Aspergillaceae.